Molecule: messenger RNA, 2191 nt
Organism: Calliphora vicina (urban bluebottle blowfly)
Lineage: Eukaryota; Metazoa; Arthropoda; Insecta; Diptera; Calliphoridae
Gene: nAChRbeta2
Product: nicotinic acetylcholine receptor beta2
Exons: 11
Coding region: 81-1643 (520 amino acids)
Biological process (GO): monoatomic ion transmembrane transport; chemical synaptic transmission; nervous system process
Cellular component (GO): postsynaptic membrane; synapse; plasma membrane
Molecular function (GO): acetylcholine-gated monoatomic cation-selective channel activity; transmembrane signaling receptor activity
Source: RefSeq, a predicted model, not a curated record
ACAUCAUCGUCGCAACAAUAUAAAGGAAUUUCUGUAAUAAAUUAUGUAAAAACUUCCGUCGAAUAUCGUUUUGUAAAAAGAUGUCACAACUAUCAUUGUUAUUAAUUUUUCUUUUAGUUUCUCAUACAUAUUCAAUGGCUCCCUUAAGUUUUGAAGCCAAUCCUGAUACUAAACGUUUGUACGAUGAUCUUUUAAGCAAUUAUAAUCGCCUCAUUCGACCAGUAGUCAAUAAUACGGAAACACUAACCGUAUGGCUGGGCCUUAAAUUGUCGCAAUUAAUUGAAGUCAAUCUAAGAAAUCAAGUGAUGACAACUAAUUUAUGGGUUAAACAGCGCUGGUUUGAUUACAAAUUACGUUGGGAUCCUGAAGAAUACGGUGGAGUUGAGCAACUGUACGUACCGUCUGAACAUAUUUGGGUGCCAGAUAUUGUAUUGUAUAACAAUUGGGACGGUAACUAUGAGGUAACCUUGAUGACAAAAGCAACUUUGAAAUACACGGGCGAAGUCUUUUGGGAGCCACCAGCUAUUUACAAAUCAUCGUGUGAAAUGAAUGUCGAAUAUUUUCCAUACGAUGAACAAAUUUGUUUCAUGAAAUUUGGUUCAUGGACAUACAAUGGGGCACAAGUGGAUUUGAAACAUUUAGAUCAGGUUCCUGGUAGCAAUCUAGUGCAUAUUGGAAUUGAUUUAAGUGAAUUUUACUUAUCUGUCGAAUGGGACAUUUUGGAAGUUCCUGCUACGAAGAAUGAAGAAUAUUAUCCCGAUACUUUAGAGCCAUUCUCUGAUAUUACAUUUAAAUUGACAAUGCGUCGCAAGACUUUAUUUUAUACAGUCAAUUUGAUUAUACCAUGUGUGGCAUUGACAUUCUUAACGGUGUUGGUAUUUUAUUUGCCAAGUGAUUCGGGUGAAAAGGUUACGUUAUGUAUUUCUAUUCUUGUGUCUUUGACUGUGUUCUUCCUCCUUUUGGCUGAAAUUAUACCGCCAACAUCAUUGGCAGUACCGUUACUAGGCAAAUAUCUACUAUUUACAAUGAUACUGGUAUCGUUGUCUGUAUGGACAACUGUGUGUGUAUUAAACAUACAUUUUCGAUCUCCCUCAACGCACAAGAUGUCACCGUGGGUACGUACGGUUUUCAUAAGUUUUAUGCCAAAAGUUAUGUUCAUGCAGCGAUCUCCUGUCGAUAUGCCUGAUUUUGCCAACUAUUAUCCGGAAUAUAAUGGUUACACAAAUGAAAUUGAUGUUCGGGACAGUAUUAGUGAUUACCCGUGUGAUUUUAAAGAUGGCCAGGAUGUUGUAUAUGACAAUGGCGUACAACCAUCCAUAGAUUCUGAUAAUGUUAUACCGCGCCGCUUGACACCGGAAGUGCUGCAGGCAUUACGUGCAGUCAGAUUUAUUGCACAACAUAUCAAGGAUGCUGACAAAGAUAACGAGAUCAUAGAAGAUUGGAAAUUUGUUUCAAUGGUUUUGGAUCGUUUCUUUUUAUGGACUUUUACGCUGUCGUGUAUCUUUGGCACAUUUGCCAUUAUCUGCCAGUCACCCUCUCUCUACGACACACGUCUACCAAUCGACCGUCAGCUGAGCGAAAUACCGCUAAGAAAAAAUAAUUUUAUGCUGCCGCCGGAUAUUGUGCGUCAAAUUGUUAAUUAAAUUUGCAACCACUAAACACCACUUUAAACAAACAAACAAACACUCACGCAUUUCAUUAUAAUGACGAUACCGAUGAGAUGAUGAUGAUGAUGACGAUGAUGUUGGUAAUGGUAAUAACAAUGGCAUUGACUAUGAUGGGCAAAAUGAUGCUGAUUGUAAAUGUGAUGACUCUAGUGUUGAAGAGCACUGAGGGAGUAGUUUGUUUAUAAUUGAAAUUUAAAGCCCCAAAUACACAUUCUGCGUACAACAACAGUAUUAACACUCAAAGCCAUAAAUUUAAUAAAUAAAUAAAAUUAGCAAUAAAAUCGAAUAAAAAAAGAAAACAAAAAUCUCCACAGAAGGUAUUUGAACAACCAACAAUUGUAUUAACAACGAUAGACUUUUUGCAAAAAAGGAAAUUGUUUUUAUUUUUAACUUAGAAUUAUUCAAUAACUACGUAUUUACUUAGUUAUAAUGCACAAAAUAAUAAACAAAAAAAAUUAUAAACAAUUUAAUAAUAAACAGUUGAACUUUGAAAAUUUAAGCUUCAAAAAUAUAUGUAAAACAAA